This is a messenger RNA of Lathyrus oleraceus (garden pea), 1444 nucleotides long. RefSeq lists its product as uncharacterized. The coding region runs from base 180 to 1205 and encodes 341 amino acids. Gene Ontology annotation, cellular component: cytoplasm. The record is from RefSeq and is a predicted model, not a curated record. Gene Ontology annotation, molecular function: protein serine/threonine kinase activity; ATP binding. The transcript has 7 exons. NCBI's taxonomy places the organism in Eukaryota, Viridiplantae, Streptophyta, Magnoliopsida, Fabales, Fabaceae. Gene Ontology annotation, biological process: protein phosphorylation.
GAAAAAAGUACUAAACAGUAAAGAAAUGUAGAGAAACAGGUGUUUGGUUGAAAAUCGAGUGAUCCAAGAAAGGAACUCGUUCGUACCGUAACACGCAAACUCAAUAAAUAUAUCUGAGAUUCAAUCAGAACUCAUUACUCAACCGACGACGUGAAAUCAGGUAGAGAGAGUGAAAGAAAAUGGGUUGCUCUUUCUCCGGUUUAAAUGCAUUAUACGACUCCGUGAACGGAGGCGGUGAUGUUUGGAUCAACGAGAAUCGCUUCCGCAUCUUGAGACAGCUCGGAGAAGGCGGCUUCGCUUACGUUUACCUCGUCAAGGAAACUCCUAACGACUCUGCCGCCGGUGGCCUCGCCAAUAAACUCAAAGACUCCUCUCAUCUCUCCGAUGAUGGAUCUUAUGCUAUGAAAAAGGUUCUCAUUCAGAACAAUGAGCAGUUGGAGUUGGUCAGGGAGGAGAUACGUGUCUCAUCACUGUUUAGUCAUCCCAAUCUCCUGCCGCUUCUUGAUCAUGCAAUCAUUUCUGUUAAGCCUACUGCAGAAACAUCUUGGAGCCAUGAAGCAUACUUGUUAUUUCCGGUUCAUUUGGAUGGAACAUUGCUAGACAAUGCCAAAACAAUGAAAGCCAAGAAGGAGCACUAUUCUACCUCAGAUGUUCUUCAAAUAUUUCGGCAGCUCUGUGCAGGACUAAAGCACAUGCACAAUUUAGAUCCUCCAUAUGCACACAAUGAUGUCAAACCUGGUAAUGUUCUCCUAACACACAGAAAAGGACAAUCACCACUUGCCAUACUGAUGGAUUUUGGCAGUGCUCGCCCCGCAAGGAAGCAGAUUAGCUCCCGAUCAGAGGCACUCCAGUUGCAGGAAUGGGCAUCUGAACAUUGCUCUGCUCCUUUCCGAGCCCCCGAGCUGUGGGAUUGUCCCAGCCAUACUGAUAUAGACGAGAGGACUGAUGUUUGGUCACUAGGAUGCACAUUAUAUGCAAUAAUGUAUGGGGUAUCUCCAUUUGAAUAUGCACUCGGGGAGUCUGGUGGAAGUCUACAAUUGGCUAUUAUAAAUGCUCAGGUCAAAUGGCCAGCUGGACAUAAACCUUCAUAUCCAGACGCAUUUCAUCAGUUUGUGUCAUGGAUGCUUCAGCCCCAAACUAUGAGGCCCCGGAUAGACGAUAUCAUUAUCCAUGUUGAUAAGUUGAUUGCAAAGUUCUCUCAAUGAGUCACUAUAGAGAUAUAUCAAUGGAUCUAAAAGAAGUAAUAGUUCAUCGCCCCACAGAGUUAACAAUAUCUGUAUCUUUUUCAGUUUUGGUGAUAGUCUAGAUAGUCGGGCCUUGGGUUUAUUAAAAGAAUUGUUUAUCAUUUUCACAUAAUUUUAUCUCUUGUAAUUUAUGAAAUGGCCAAUCUCCCGUGUCUUCCUCAGAAUUUAUGCGCAUAAAUGAGACAUAAUUAUUUAUUCAA